UGUCGUAAACAGCGUUUUAAAUAAAGCUUUGAAAGGGGGUGCGCGUGGCUAUUGAGCAAACAGCUCGAACUUUGCGCAGUCGAGGCAACGAAAGCAAAAGAGAAGGUAAUAAAAGCCCUCGCCCUUGUCCGUUUCUGAAUAUCCGUGGAUUUUGCUCGCUGAAAGAAUGGCGGAAAGCGACUGGGAUACAGUGACUGUGCUGAGGAAGAAGGGCCCGACCGCCGCGCAGGCCAAGUCUAAGCAGGCUGUGGCAGCCGCCCAGAGACGAGGAGAAGAGGUGGAAACGACUAAGAAAUGGGCGGCAGGGCAGAACAAGCAACAUGUGGUGACAAAGAAUACGGCGAAGCUGGACCGUGAGACCGAGGAGCUGCACCACGAGAGGGUUCCGCUCGAGGUGGGGAAGGUGAUUCAGCAGGGCCGCCAGGACAAGGGACUCACACAGAAAGACCUGGCCACUAAAAUCAAUGAGAAGCCACAAGUCAUUGCAGACUACGAAAGUGGCAAGGCCAUACCAAAUAAUCAGGUCAUGGGAAAGAUUGAGAGGGCAAUUGGUUUGAAGUUGCGUGGGAAGGACAUUGGGAAACCCCUUGAGGCCGGACCCAAAAAGAAAUGAAAAUAAAGCCUCGAAAUCAGCCCACCCCCUCCCCAAUUCAAUGCCAUUAUGAAUCUCUUUUACUUUGCUCUGUCUCCUUUACACCCUAACCCUAAAUUGGGCUGAUGUCACCUGGGUUCUUGCUUGAGACCCAAGGUGUCCCAUCUGAUUGGUUGCCAAGCUGCAGAAUACAAUAUCUCAUCUUGAUUUUCCUUGGACAAUGACUGAUAUUGCAUAACUACAUCUACAAAGUGUUGAUGACAUAAGUAUCUUAGUUGAAAUGUAAAGCCAAAACUUUAAGUUACUGGACUUGGGUGAGUUUUACCCUUUUGCUAAAAAUGCUCAGAUUCAGCAAAACUUAGCUUUCUCACUCAUUUCUUGGGCUUUUGAAUUCAACGGUUUGGAUACAUUUUCUACAUCUACCUUUGUACUUAUCUGAAAGAAUAAACUUUCUGGCAAUUUA
This is a messenger RNA of Scleropages formosus (Asian bonytongue), 1055 nucleotides long. It is a transcript of the gene edf1, whose product is annotated as endothelial differentiation-related factor 1. Gene Ontology annotation, molecular function: DNA binding. Lineage: Eukaryota; Metazoa; Chordata; Actinopteri; Osteoglossiformes; Osteoglossidae. Gene Ontology annotation, cellular component: nucleus. The transcript has 5 exons. The record is from RefSeq and is a predicted model, not a curated record. Bases 167 to 613 code for a protein of 148 amino acids.